Limanda limanda (common dab) is the source of this 1932-nucleotide messenger RNA. It is a transcript of the gene ghrhrb, whose product is annotated as growth hormone releasing hormone receptor b. Gene Ontology annotation, cellular component: plasma membrane. Gene Ontology annotation, biological process: cell surface receptor signaling pathway; adenylate cyclase-modulating G protein-coupled receptor signaling pathway. The transcript is spliced from 15 exons. NCBI's taxonomy places the organism in Eukaryota, Metazoa, Chordata, Actinopteri, Pleuronectiformes, Pleuronectidae. Gene Ontology annotation, molecular function: vasoactive intestinal polypeptide receptor activity; peptide hormone binding; G protein-coupled peptide receptor activity. The coding region runs from base 1 to 1932 and encodes 643 amino acids. The record is from RefSeq and is a predicted model, not a curated record.
AUGUCGUGGAAACCUUUAGAAUGUCUCAAGAGAAUCAUUUCAAAUUUUGGCACAAAUUUUGGACUUGGACUCAGAUUAAGGAACCAGGAGCUUUCAGGAACCAGGAGCUUUCAGGAACCAGGAGCUUUCAGGAACCAGGAGCUUUCAGGAACCAGGAGCUUUCAGGAACCAGGAGCUUUCAGGAACCAGGAGCUCUCAGGAACCAGGAGCCCUGAGGAACCAGGAGCUCUCAGGAACCAGGAGCCCUCAGGAACCAGGAGCUGUCAGGAACCAGGAGCUUUCAGGAACCAGGAGCUUUCCGGAACCAGGAGCUUUCAGGAACCAGGAGCUUUCAGGAACCAGGAGCUUUCAGGAACCAGGAGCUUUCAGGAACCAGGAGCUUUCAGGAACCAGGAGCUCUCAGGAACCAGGAGCUCAGGAACCAGGAGCUUUCAGGAACCAGGAGCUCUCAGGAACCAGGAGCUUUCAGCCACAUCUCAUAUGGAGAUGAUCUGGAUUCCUGUUGAUAACCUGCAGUGUGAGGGCGUGUCCUUCUCUUCAGGGGGAGGAGCCCUCACCUUGUGUGGCGCCGUGGAGUCGAUGCUCCUCGCGCGAGUUGUUGAGAAAAGUUGGAAGAGUCUUCACGCCAUUCACCCGGACUGCGCCCUGGUGGCUCAGCACAUGAGAGCUGAGGAGCAAUGCAACCAGAUCCUCAAACAGGAGGAGACCAACCGCUCCUCCAGCACAGGUUGUCCCACGGUUUGGGACGACAUCCGCUGCUGGUCCCGGGCGGCCGUGGGUCAGGUGGUGAGCGUCUCCUGUGCCAACGUGUCCCAGCUGUUCGCCAACAACCAAGGUUUCAUCUACAGGAACUGCACGGAGGCCGGCUGGUCGGAGGCGUUUCCUCCCUACGAGGACGCCUGUGAGUUUGCAGAGGACAAGGAGACGGAACCUGAGACGACGUACUUCUCCAACUUCAAGCAGGUUUACACGGCAGGAUACGCCACCUCCCUCAUCUCGCUCAUAUCCGCUAUUUUUGUCUUCACCGUGUUCAGGAAGUUCCACUGCACCAGAAACUACAUCCACAUCAACCUGUUCUUCUCCUUCAUCCUGAGAGCCAGCGCCGUCUUCAUUAAGGACGGCGUCCUGUUCUCUGAUGAGAACCUGGACCACUGCUUCAUGUCGACUACGUCCUGUAAAUCGGCCGUGGCCUUCUUCCAGUUCAGCAUCCUCGCUAACUACUUCUGGCUGCUGGUGGAGGGCAUGUACCUGCAGACGCUGCUCGCCCUCACCUUCGUCUUCCAGAAGAAAUACUUCUGGUGGUACAUCCUCAUCGGCUGGGGUCUCCCGACCACGAUCAUAUCGGCCUGGAUCCUCACUCGCAACUUCUACGACAACAAGGGGUGCUGGGACGACACAGACGUGGACUUUGUCUGGUGGAUCAUCAAAGCUCCGAUAACUGCUUCACUGCUGGUGAACUUCAUCAUCUUCAUCAACGUGAUCCGGAUCCUGGUGCAGAAGUUGACGUCUCCGGGCGUCGGGGGAAACGACACCAGUCACUUCAAGAGACUGGCCAAAUCCACUCUUCUUCUCAUCCCCCUGUUCGGGAUGCACUACAUGCUGUUCGCCUUCCUCCCAGAAGCCACCGGGGCCGAGGCCCGCCUCUUCAUCGAGCUCGGGGUCGGAUCCUUUCAGGGGUUCGGUGUGGCUCUGCUCUACUGCUUCCUGAACGGAGAGGUGCAGGCGGAGCUGAAGAAGAGGUUCUGGAAGUGGCAGACUCAGAACUACCUGCGUUACAGUAAACGCCGCCGCACGUUGUUCACUGAGAGCAGCACCGUCACUCAGAUCUCCGUUCUGGACAAGUCGAGUCCCAAAGAUCCUCCGGGCGCCGAGACGCAGGCGCUCACACACAGCGUCACCACGACGACGCCCAACAACGUGUCCACGGUGUGA